Saprolegnia parasitica CBS 223.65 is the source of this 1653-nucleotide messenger RNA. RefSeq lists its product as hypothetical. Bases 34 to 1653 code for a protein of 539 amino acids. Gene Ontology annotation, cellular component: membrane. The transcript has 8 exons. Gene Ontology annotation, molecular function: iron ion transmembrane transporter activity. The record is from RefSeq and is a predicted model, not a curated record. Gene Ontology annotation, biological process: iron ion transmembrane transport. Lineage: Eukaryota; Oomycota; Saprolegniomycetes; Saprolegniales; Saprolegniaceae.
AUCAUUUUCAUUUUUCGUUGAAGUCGACGACUGAUGGACGCCACGCUUCGUGUCGGCGCGCUCCUCGGCGCGGCCAGUCUCGCGCUUCUCAGCGUCAGCGGUGGCUGCGCGGUAGCGCCGGACGACUGCCCUGUACCGAAUGAGUUUGUGCUGCCCAUGGGCAUGGUGGGCGCUGCGACCUUGCUGCCGAUUCUCUACUGCGUCCUUGCCCACCACCGCGACCACCGCACACCGAGUACCGAAGCGACUGCGCUCUUGUCUUCGCCGGCGCCGCGUCUCGUCGAUAUGAACGGCGUCGCUGUUACGGCACGUGUCCACGCCUACAUGUAUGCGAGCCACUUCAUGUCGGCCUGGGGCGAUCGCAUGUGGCAGUUUGCGAUUCCGCUGCUCUUUAUGGAGAUCUUUGUCAACACGCUGCUGCCGAGCGCGGUGUUUUCGCUCGUGGUGUACGUCGUCGGCGUCGCGGCGGUGCCGUCGCUCGGGCAGUGGCUCGACCACACGAACCGCAUGACCGUCCUCAACGUCUCGAUUGGUAUCGAGAACGCCUGCGUGCUGCUUAGCACCUUUACGCUCGGCAGCAUGCUGUAUCUGAUCCAUGGCGCUGCCACGAUCCAGUGGACGUGGACGUGGCCGCUCACAUUGCUCUUUGGAUGCACGAUCGCCCUUGGCGCGGUUGGCCAAGUGUUUAGCGACGCGCAGACGCUCUCGCUCGAGAAGGACUGGGUCGUCGUCAUUGCGACCGAGACAUCGACGCGCCUCGGCGACUGGAACACAACCAUGCGCCGCAUCGACCUCUCGUGCAAGCUGCUCGCGCCGGCGGCCUUUGGUAUCCUCAUGGACUAUGCAGGGUCCGACCCCAUGACCCGCGCGACCGUCGGGGCGGCCGCGGUCGGCGUCUGGAACUUGAUGUCGGCGCCGCUGGAAUACGCCAUGGUUCGGGAUGUCUACGCGCUUGUGCCGGCGCUCGCCAACUCGUCGCACAUUGAGAGCGCCAAGCCGAAAGCCACCUUGUCGCUGCGCCAGUACACGUCCAUGUGGGCAGCGUACGCGGCGCACCCGACGUUCCUCGUGUCGUUUGCCUACUGCGCGCUCUACAUGACGGUGCUCUCGGGCAGCGGCCUCAACAUUGCCUAUCUGCAAUGGCGCGGCGUCGCGCUCUCACUCCUCGGCGCCACGUCGGGGCUCGGUGCACUCUUUGGUCUCCUCGGCACGCUGCUGUUCCCGCUGCUCGUUCGCGGUAUCGGCAGCGUCGAACGCGUCGCUGUCGUGAGCGUCUGGCUCUUCUGGCUCACGCUGGUUCCCGUCGGCGCGUCGUUUGUGCUCUUUGGUCAAGUGCAGAUCACAGACUACGUCAUGAUCGUGGCCGUGCUUCUCUCGCGCGCGUGGCUCUGGAGCGCCGACCUCGCCGAGACGCAGAUCAUGCAAGAGUGGGUCGAGGUCCAUCGGCGCGGCACCAUCAACGCGAUGCAGAGCGCGACGACCAAGCUCUUUUACAUUGGCAUGCUCCUCGUCAGCAUUGCAUUCGCCGACCCGCACGCGUUCCAAACCCUCGUCUUCGUGUCCCUUGGCGCUGUCUUCUUGGCGGCCGUUGGCUUCUCGACGUGGUUCUCGACCAUCGGGCGCCACGGUCCUCCCGUAGCCAGCACCGUCUAA